AUGCCACCGCCGCCUGGCUUACCUGACAGCAUCAGGAGACCAGGGGUAUUGUAUACUUCGCCAUACAAACCUCCUCUACCGACUCUCCCAUCGCGAGUAUCGCAACAAGCCAAGCCGACAGAAGUUCAGCUACCACCACUCAUUGCGGGAUCGUUAAAUGCCGCCUUUGCAAAGGCUUUGGCCGACGGUCUCGACAAUGAGCUUCUGACGCAUUACUACAUCAGCGAACAGAAAUUCCCCGUGAACCUCGACCGCGUAAUCGAUCGCCUCUUGUCUAAAUUCACCUUGGAACUCUGGGACGAGCUGUAUCAAUUUUACCAAGGCACUGGCUCCGAGCCUUCGCGACAAGUCACCUUGCUCUUUGAGGGCCCAAUUCGCCAGAUAAUCCUGAUUCUCAAUGGCCCUGAGGCGGCCCAGUGUAUUCUCGACAAGCUUGCGCCCGGCUUGUCGCAAAGGAAGGAGUCAUGGUCGACCAGCGCUGGUGGCAUAGAUCUGGCGCUGUCGUUGCAACUCCUUUGUAGUUAUUGGCACCGAGAGAUGCCUUCACAGUCGCCAGGAGGCUCCCCCGACGAGAUUGCCCGCAAUCUCUAUACUCAGAUUAUCACUGGAAAUUCUGCGCAAAACCUCAUUGCCGCUAUUCGCAAUGUCCUAAUGACCCCUCACUAUGUCCAGGUUCACAUCACCGAAUCCGCCAUUUGGAACCUCCUUUUAAAACGACCUUACCCUCCCCCGGCAGACGGAUUUCACGUUGUUCAAUUCAAAUUUGAUUGUCAACUGUUUGGGCCACUGGACGGAAUAGCCGACCCUCAGUUGGUCAACAUUGGCUCAUUGCCGGCCAUCACCGGCACCGCCGAAGAGUGCGUUUACACUACCGUCGAAGAGUACAUCGACAAGGCAUGGCCGAAGUGCGGGUCAAUAGUAUUAAAAUGCCUUGAGGAAGCCGUCGGUAGUGCUUCACUCUCUCUCCAGCAAGGCGAGCCUAUGUCAGGAUUGUCCAUAUGGGACGGGAGCGACGAACUCGGACCGUUUUGCCCGGGCCUGCGACUUCUCCACGUCGAAUUGGAGGAUUCUGCUGUCCGCUUGACGGUUUCUGGUUGGUCUCAUAACAUGAUUGAAAUAUUUCAACAAAUGUGCUGGCUCUGCGCCGUCCUCAGUGCCUCACCCUUUCCCGGCGCACUAUCCGAGUGCGUCACCUCAAUAUCGGACUGGACAUAUAUGAAUGAUUCGAUAUACGUCAACUGCAGUUUAGAACACCGGCCCGUCCCAGAUGGCGACGGCUUACCUUGGUUGCAGCAGAUGCAUGGCGCCGCGAUUGCCAGCGGGUUCCCCGUGCGCGGACUCGCCUCUACACAACUGGUGACGUGA
Messenger RNA from Pochonia chlamydosporia 170, 1365 nucleotides. RefSeq lists its product as hypothetical. The coding region runs from base 1 to 1365 and encodes 454 amino acids. The transcript has a single exon. The record is from RefSeq and is a predicted model, not a curated record. NCBI's taxonomy places the organism in Eukaryota, Fungi, Ascomycota, Sordariomycetes, Hypocreales, Clavicipitaceae.